AUAUAAAAGGCAAACAACAGAUAAAAGCUCAGUGAGAAAGAGAGAGACAGAGACAUCAUCUGCAGCUGAUUACCAAAGCUUGUCAAGAUGAAAUCAUUUCUAUUGGCUUUUGUUGUACUUCAGGCUUUCCAAUACUGUGCAGCCAUCCCGGUGUUGGACUUCCUCCCAAUCAUUGAAGAUGCACUGAGUCAAUCCAUUAUACAGUUGAACAGCGACACAACUAGUGGUUACCUGUUUGCCGCCAUCAAUAAUGAAUUGCUGCAUGUUAGCCCUACAGGACCAAAUGAGAUAUCUGUGGACCUGAGAUUUAACGCAAGGGAAACCCUCUGUCCCAAAAACAGUGGAAUGGAGGUUGAAAACUGUGAGCUGAAUAGAAGCCCCUCAGCUGAAAUCGUUACAUGUCACAGCAGUGUUACCUAUUCAUCGGGAACGUUUGUCGAUGUUUUUCUACGUUGCAAGGACGCAAGAACCAGAAUUAUGGACAGCAUCAGUUCAUCAUCCUCCUUCGAGAGUAGUGAAGAGAUCCUGUUCCAGAGGAGGUCACCACAAUUUCAGGAUGAGUACUACUCAUCAGUCGACUGGAAUAAUCGGCCAUCUGGUCAACGCCGGAGGAACGGCUCUGCCGCGGGGAAGAAAAAUAACCAGAGGCAGAAUCUGAGCCAGGGUCUGUCAUCCAAGAAGAUUCCACGUCGUAAACAGAAUCCGGACUCUGUCGCGGAAUAAACAGUCAAAGUACACACAAAGCUACACAUGCACCACGCAUGCUUUAAAGCCAGCAGUGGAACCUAAAAAGUAUUCUUUAUUAUAUCUUUCACUCAGUGAUGUAAGUCACAUUGCUCUUCAAUCUUGUUCAAGUUGAAAGCAAGACAAUAAAGCAAGUCAAUGAAA
Molecule: messenger RNA, 888 nt
Organism: Pristis pectinata (smalltooth sawfish)
Lineage: Eukaryota; Metazoa; Chordata; Chondrichthyes; Rhinopristiformes; Pristidae
Product: secreted phosphoprotein 24-like
Exons: 6
Coding region: 88-723 (211 amino acids)
Biological process (GO): bone remodeling
Cellular component (GO): extracellular region
Source: RefSeq, a predicted model, not a curated record